AUGAGUACAGAAAGUGAUACACAAAAGCAAAACGAAGAGAUUAAAGCGAGUGAGGAUUAGACAUAAAUGGAGUUAGAGACAUCAGAUGUUAAAUAGGAUGGCGAUAAACAAAAAGAUAAUGAGAGUGAGCAGACAAAAGCAAAUGAUAAUCCAGAUGAAAUGACAUUAGAAGAUUUAAUAAAAACAGAAAAGAAAUCACUUAGAGAUAGAAUUAUAAAGCAGAAACAGAAAGUGAAAGUCAUCGAAGGAAAAAAUUUCAAUGAGAGGUAGAACAUCAAUUUUGAAGACGAGACUUUGGAACUUAGAUCAGAAGUGUUGCAUGUUUAUGGAGUUGAUUUUUUGAGUACACAAGACAUUAUGAGCUAUUUUAGUAGAUUUAAUCCAGAAAAAAUUGAAUGGUUGAAUGAUUCUUCUUGCAAUGUAGUUUUUCCAAGCGAGGAAUUAGUUGAGCAGGCAGUUUAAUCUCUUUCUUUGACAAUUCAGAACGAUCCAAAUCUUUCUGAUGAGUGGAAAAAAGGUAUACCAUAUAAAGAAAGAAAUAUUGAGUUUUCAUUAUACUUCAGAAUUGCUACAACAAAAGAUGUCAAAGGAUAGUAAAUCUCUGGAAAAGAAUCCCAGUACUACAAGUAUAUUAGACAAAAGACUUAAGAUUAAAGGUUGUAAAGGUAGAAGAGAUAUGAAGAGAGAAAUAGCUAUAGAGGAAACAGCAAAAGCUACAAUGACAGAGGUAGAAGUUAAUAGCAAAGUAAAAGACAUAGCAGAUCAAAUAGAGCUGAUACAAAGGAUUGGAGAAGAGAUAAGCUCAAUAAGGACAGUAAAAGAAACAAAAAAAAUCGUACUUCUUCUUCUCGCUCAUAAGACGGUGAAAGUAAUUCAGAUAAAAAAAAUCAAAGUAAGAGUAGGAGUAGAAGUCGUUCACAAAAAGAUUAAUACUCAAAUAAAUCUUCUUCUCCAGCUUCAAAAUCACCAAAAGAAGAGAAAAGAAGUCAAUCAAAAGAAACUUAAAACAAAAAAAAUAAUGAAGAAGCAGCAGCAGUACUGGACUAACAAGAAAAUGAUAAUGAUGAUUUAUGA
Molecule: messenger RNA, 1074 nt
Organism: Tetrahymena thermophila SB210
Lineage: Eukaryota; Ciliophora; Oligohymenophorea; Hymenostomatida; Tetrahymenidae
Exons: 4
Cellular component (GO): nucleus; cytosol
Molecular function (GO): RNA 7-methylguanosine cap binding; mRNA binding
Source: RefSeq, a predicted model, not a curated record